Scheffersomyces amazonensis is the source of this 1591-nucleotide messenger RNA. Its product is annotated as ERMES complex subunit. Gene Ontology annotation, biological process: phospholipid transport; mitochondrion organization. The record is from RefSeq and is a predicted model, not a curated record. The transcript has a single exon. Gene Ontology annotation, molecular function: lipid binding. NCBI's taxonomy places the organism in Eukaryota, Fungi, Ascomycota, Pichiomycetes, Serinales, Debaryomycetaceae. Bases 131 to 1489 code for a protein of 452 amino acids. Gene Ontology annotation, cellular component: ERMES complex; endoplasmic reticulum.
UAUUAUUUCUUGUGCGAUAAAGUUAUAAAGCUGGAGAAGUGUGUAGAGUAGUGUAUGGUUAGUCAAGUGAAUAUCCAAUAAAGUAACAUAGUAGUUUGACAGUCUGGAAUUGUUCAAUGCAGUGUAAACCAUGAGUAAGGAUAAGGCGGGAAAAGAAAGAUCUAAGGAAGAUACGUUACUCAACCUCGAACAUCUACAAGAACAACUAAAGAUUCAACAAGAAGAGUUAUUUCAACAACAACGAGAAUUAUUAUUACAUGAACCGGAACUUUUACGAUCUGAUACUAAACGACUGUUACUUCUGGUUGGAUCACAAGAUCAACUGGUAAGUCAUGUAGGAACUUCUAAUACAUGGAGUUUUACUCAAGGUUUAAUUAUUGGACAAGUCAGUGUUAUAUUUGUAAUUAUUGUAUUUAUAAAAUUCUUUGUAUUUGCUGAUCCUACACCUACAAGUUCAAAACCAAAAUCUAGUUUGGAUGGUUCUGGAGUUAUAGUUAGAAGAGAUAAGAAAAAGGGAGAUGAUUCAAGAGUUGGAGGAGAUAGUGAAGAAGAUGAAAAAUAUAGUAAGAAUAAUGUUUCAACUAUUCUUGAGAAAACAUAUUAUAAUGUAGAAAAUCAUGCACCAGAAACAUUAGAUUGGUUUAAUGUAUUAAUAGCACAAACCAUAUCUCAAUUGAGAUCUGAAGCUAUCUUAUCAGAUAAUAUUUAUCAUUCAUUAACAGAAUUUUUAGAGACUGCUGAUUUACCUGAUUAUUUGGAUAAAAUUAAUGUUACUGAAAUUGAUAUUGGAGAUGAUUUUCCUAUUUGUUCAAAUUGUAGAAUUAAACAUAGUAAAGAUGGAUCUGGUAGAUUGGAAGCUAAAAUAGAUGUUGAUUUAGCUGAUACUUUAACUUUAGGUAUUGAAACUCAAUUAUUAAUAAAUCAUCCAAGACCAUUAACGGCAGUAUUACCUGUUCAAUUAUCAGUAUCAAUAGUAAGAUUUUCAGGUUGUUUAACAGUUUCUUUGAUUAAUACCGGUGAUCAAGAAUUUGCAGAUCUUCAAAUGUCUGCUUCAUCUUCUGAACAAUCAACACCUGAACCAAAUGAAACUGUUGAUGUUCCAAACACUUCAAGUGCAACACAAUCUCCUCAAAUUGGAUCUAAUGGUUUUCUUUCUUCUGCUCCAAUAAGUAAAUCUGUAUCAAAGGAAAGCACUAAUUUCCAAAAGAAACCAUCUAAGAAAGAUAACAAUUCUAAAGAAGGUACAGCAUUAAUGUUUUCAUUUUCUCCUGAUUAUCGUCUUGAAUUUACAGUCAAAUCUUUGAUUGGUUCAAGAGCAAAACUUCAAGAUGUACCUAAGAUUUCAUCAUUAAUUGAAAAUAAGUUAAGAAGUUGGUUCAUUCAACGAUGUGUAGAGCCACGAUUUCAAGUAGUUAAAUUACCAUCUAUUUGGCCAAGAAGUAAGAAUACUAGAGAACCUAUAAGUACAAAAACUGAAGUAAGUGAAUGAUUUAUUUUGUAUAUAACGAGUAAUAAAAAUAAUAGAUUAAUGAGUAAAUAUAACAAACAAAGCAAAGCGAAAGUAAAUUAAGCUAAUGAACCACAUGGAGUA